Messenger RNA from Odontomachus brunneus, 2030 nucleotides. RefSeq names its product transmembrane protein 42. The record is from RefSeq and is a predicted model, not a curated record. The transcript has 3 exons. Lineage: Eukaryota; Metazoa; Arthropoda; Insecta; Hymenoptera; Formicidae. The coding region runs from base 29 to 448 and encodes 139 amino acids.
CGUCCGGAUAUCCUCCUUAUCUGCCGAUAUGGAGGGGCACCAGGAUGGCGGUGGUGUUGGCGGGGCACAUCUCGCGGUCGUGGCUGGCAUUUUUGCAACCGGCGGCAGUCUUCUGGGCAAGCUCGCCGGUGGCGCUGACGCAUCGUCGUUGCUGUCCCUGUUGCUCAAAGCGCUGCUGCUGAUCCUUAUGGUCACGUGCAACACCGUGGGAUGUACGUUUUUUGUCAAAGCGCUUCACGGCAGCGGAUCCUCAUUACCGGUGACGGUCACCAGCGCAGCCACAAAUUACGUUUGUUCGGCUCUCGUGGGCUUCGUCGUCUUUGAGGAAUCGACGUCGUUGGCUUGGUGGUGUGGCACUUCCCUGGUACUACUUGGCUUGAUUUUGACCUGUUGUAUUCCCGCCGAAAAGGUCAGUCCCGCCAUUGAGAAGAAAUUGAAGCAACAGUAACCGGCUUUGGCGCUUUCGCGCUAAAAGUAAAAAGCGGGAACUCUACGUCAACUCGGCUUAUCCACGCUUUCAUGUUAAUAUCGUAAAUAUUUAUCCUGCUCUCACGACUCCCGCGGACAACGAACAUGAUCGACGAGAGACUGGCCGUAGUCGAUAAAUUACCAAAUACAAAAGUGGAGUUUAACCAUUUAAGGGCCGGUUGUUCCAAUUUUUUGUUCUAGUUAAAUAUAAGUUAACUGAUAAUUAAAUCAUAUGUCUGUCUUUGUUUUUUCUUCAACUCAUAUAAAGACAUAUGAGUUAAUUAUCAGUUAAAUUACCAAGAAGUUGGAACAACCGGCCUUAAAUUUAAGAUAUAUUAAACUAAUGUAUUAAGCAGUAUAAUUGUGUACAUAUUAAAAAUUAUUAUAAAUAACAAUGUACGCGCGCGCACGCGCGCGCAUGUGUUCCCUAUACUCUCCUUGUAUUUAUAGUGAAUCUUGUACGUAAGUUGAGAAUAAUUUUAGAGCGAUGCAUGUCGAUGUAAUCGUUCGCAUAUAUUUUAAGGGAUGACGUAUAAUAUACUCACAUACAUGAUAUUGUAUUAUUAGUUCGGAAACAGUGCGCGACACACACACAUACACAUGCUACAUAUGGCGUGCAAUUUGUCGCGCGAGGUUUUGAGAGGAAGGCAAAAAUAUAAAUAUCCCUUAUCUGAUUGCACAGAAAUAUAUUCUACACUCUGCUUCUGUUUAAAGAGUUGUUCAAAUAGAUUAAUCUAAAAUUCUAAUUUAAAGAAUUUUAUGUGGUCGGGAGUGUGUGGAUAUGUGUGUGUGUGUACAGUGUUACAGAACAUUGUGAGAAUAAAAACUAAAAAGUUAAUUAUUUUUUCAUUAUGCGCGAGAAAAUAUAGUUUUAAAUAUAAAGACCGAUACCAAAAAGAUACAAAUAAACCCCAAGAGACAAGGUUGUCUGCAUUUUUCACACUGCAUACACGUUCAAGUAAAAUAUAAAACACGUGCGAAUUACUUGAAAUUUGUAUCUCCUCUUUUUCACGAGAAAACUUGAUAAGUCAAGAAAUAUUCCUAUGAUAUUUCUAUAAUAUUUAUGAAAUAUAUAUAUAUAUAUAUAUAUAUAUAUAUAUAUAUAUAUAUAUUGUAUAUAUAUAAUUUAGCAUUGUAUCUAUAUAUAUAUAUAUAGGGUGUGUUCACCGCAAUGAUAUCCACUAUAUUUUUAAUAGUUACUAUGAUCGGACAGGGAAAAGUUCUAAAUACAAUUAUUUAAUUUGUUUUAAUCUUUUUUAUAAUACCACGAAUGAAAAAGGAUACGAUUUUAUUAAAAUUUCAUCAAAAAAAUUAAGGGGACCAUGACUGUUUAACGAAAUUUGUUGCAUCCGUUUAAAAACUGAUUUAUUGCGUCUAGAACUUUUCUUGCCUGAUCAUCGUAAUUGGGAAAAAUUAAAUUACAAUUAUCAUCGUAACUGAGAAUUGUAGAUACCAUUACGUGGAUAUAUGUGAUAAUUGUGGAUAUUAAUAAUACUUUGUAUAGAUGGAAAGUUAUAGUGACUAUCAAUAUAAGAAUAUCUGCAUAAAAAAUAUAUUGUUGA